Messenger RNA from Etheostoma spectabile (orangethroat darter), 8195 nucleotides. Its product is annotated as KIAA1217 ortholog. The transcript has 22 exons. The record is from RefSeq and is a predicted model, not a curated record. Lineage: Eukaryota; Metazoa; Chordata; Actinopteri; Perciformes; Percidae. Gene Ontology annotation, cellular component: cytoplasm. Bases 714 to 7085 code for a protein of 2123 amino acids.
UUAUUUUCUUUUUUCUUGCUGUCUUUAAGUCUUCCUCUCUCUGGUCUCCGUCUGCUGGAGCACUGGAAUGGUAACCCGCGGAGCAUCAGCAAAGAAGAGCGAGUGAACCGAAGCAAAAGAGAAGAGGAGGGAGAAAGCAGAAGAGGACAGUUACAUGGGGAAGAAUUAUUAGGCAUGAGGUAUGAGAGAGAAGUUGACAACCAGAGCAAGUGAAGGAGAGAGGGAGCGUGAUAAAUUUACAAAAAAAGAAAGGGGUGAAGAGUGAGAGAGUGUUAAGACGGGAAAGAGAAGCAGUAAGGGGAUUAAAAAGCUGGAAUGCGCUGACACUGGAGACCUUAGUUUCUGUUUGCAUUUGGCAACUCUGUCACUCCACAGGUUUAUCAUACAAACACCAAUUUACCAACACACACGCUCACACACACACACACACACACACACACACACACACACACACACGCUGUUUGCUUUGGAGGAUGAUCCCAGGAGGCUCACGCCUGGUAACCCCCCACCCCUCACCCUCAGCUUGCCUUCCCAAAAGUGCCCUCCCUCUGGCCCUCUCAGCCUACCUGCAUGAGUCACAACACGCUGGAGCUUGAGAGUCACAGAGUCACACUCAUUGAGAGCUGAGAAUCCCUGUGUUGCCCACGGGACACAGCUGCAGUCACCCUGGCUGAGAAAGACAGAGGAGCUUUACCGAUCUGCUGACCUGCAGGAUGUCCAAAGCCUCCAGGCUGGCCCGGCCCCCCUCAAUAGGGUCCAGAUCCAAGCUGCCCUCCCCCAGGAAGGAAUGCCCUGGCACGGCCGGUCGAGCCCGGGUUCUGAGCGUGGGGGAAAAGCUAAUGAGGGCAGGUAGUGACGGUAUCCUGAGCAGACAGAAGUCUUUAAAGGCCACUAUGCCACAGCACAAAACCCAGAGUGAGACCCAGACUGAGACUCCGGCCCCCAGCCACGGUCCAGCUGAGAGGGGCCAAAACAUGGAGACGGUCCCUCCCAAGAGCAGGAUCAGCACAACAAAAGCCUCAAGUCAGCAUCAAGGCUCUGUGCACAAACAAACCAAAAGCAACCUGAAGGUAACCUACCCAGAGGAAGCCCAGCACGUAAGCCGCAGACAGGCCUCCCCAAAUGGGACGGCCCCUUCAAGAGGGGAUGCCAAAGGCAGCCGCACGGUCCCUCGAAGACACACAUUAGGGGGAGCCCGCAGCUCCCAAGAGAUCCUAGCUAUGCAGCCAUCAGACAUGGACAAGAAGAGGGAGGCCUUCCUGGAGCAUCUGAAGCAGAAAUACCCCCAUCAUGCCUCAGCGAUCAUGGGCCAUCAGGAAAGGCUGCGAGAGCAGUCUUUACAGGGCAUGCUCUCCUCCCUUCACUCUGAGCUUGACAUUCAGAGGUACCUGAUGAAAAUCCAAUUGCCCCACAGAAGCAGAAGCCCAAAGCACAGCCCCCAGCACAGCAUCGGUGACCAGGUUGACCACCUAUCCUUGGCCUCCCUGGAGUCGUUGGACGCCAUGUCUGAUGCCGAUGUACCUACAGCCUUUACCCGCGGUAGCCGGAUUCGUGCUAGCCUGCCUGUGGUGCGAUCAACCAACCAGACAAAGGACCGCUCGCUUGGUGUGCUGUACCUGCAGUACGGGGACGAGACCAAACAGAUCCGCAUGCCUAAUGAGAUCACCAGCAUUGACACUAUCAGAGCUCUGUUUGUUGGUGCCUUCUCGCAGCAGCUGACUAUGAAGAUGUUGGAGUCACCUAGCGUCGCCGUCUACGUCAAAGAUGACAUGAGAAAUAUGUACUAUGAGCUCACUGAUGUCAGGAACAUCACGGAUCACUCCUGCCUGAAGGUCUACCACAAAGACCCAGCACAGGCGUUCAGCCACGGUCCAAGACCUGCCAAUAGCGAUGCCAGGAUCCACAGUGAGAUGGUGCAUGCCGGCCGUGAUGGCCCGCAACCUCUGAGACAGCCCUCCAUGGGUCCCCCAUCACACCACCCCAUGCAGGGAGCACUCCCCCCGACUCCCCAGUCCAUGCCCCCAUCCCCCUCCAGAAUCCCAUUUGGCCCACGGCAAGGCUCUAUACCUGGCAAUGCCACUAUCCCAAGGGACCGGCUGACUAAUACCAACCCUCCGGCUCGCUCUAUCUCACCCUGUCCCAGCGCCAUUCUGGAGAGACGGGAUGUCAAGCCAGAUGAGGACAUGGGUGGCAAAAGCCACAGUCUUUCCAGGGGAAAUGAGGGGCUGUAUGCAGACCCAUACUUGCUCCAAGACGGAAGAAUUAGCAUGGCUACUGCCCAUGGACCACACCCCAGCCCUGGUCUUGAUGGUCCAGAUCAUGGCAUGGGGGGAUUUCACCGUGCCUCCAUCCGCUCCACAAGCUCUUACAGCGGGCCCAGCCCCACAGACACUAUGGAUCACCCCUCUCUGUACAGGCAGAAGUCCAGAAACAGCCAGCUACCUACUUUGGGCUCCAAGACUCCUCCCCCAUCCCCUCACCGGAUGGCUGAGGUACGGAUAAUUGACAUCCAGUGCGGGCCUCCUCAUGGUGUGCCACCUCAUGGCGGGCCUCCUCAUGGCGGGCCUCCUCAUGGUGUACCACCCCAUGGCGUUCUCAUGGAGAGAAGCUCACCUGUGCGCCAGUCCUUUAGGAAGGAGGAUAUGGCAGGGAACAAGCCUCGGAGCAACAUGGGAUCACCUACAGUUUCAGACCUCCAGGGUCACCUCCAGGGUCCCAUCCCGGCUGCCAAUGAGCAUCACACACGAGUGCGAAUGAAGGCUAUGGAGCAACAGAUUGCCAGCUUGACUGGUCUUGUUCAGCAUGCACUUUUAAAGGAGCCAAACACUAGUGGCAGCAAGGAGCUACUAAGUGAGAGACCACCGAAGACAUCAUCUCCAGCCCACAGUGCACAUAGCUCAGGUGGUUCCCCAGUCUUGGCUCCCAAGAGCAGUACUGCUCCAUCAGACAAGGGCCCAGUUCCUCUCAAAGUCAACCUCCUGCAGUUCAGGAAGAAUGUUUCUGACCUCAGGAUGCAACUCCAUCAGAUGAGACAGCUGCAGCUCCAGAACCAGGAGGCUUUACGAGUCCAGCUGAAGCGGGCCGAGCAGGAAAUCAGUGUUAGACUUGCAGAGGCCAUGCGGGGUCUGGAGGACCCUGUGCAGAGGCAGAGAGCUUUGGUUGAAGAGGACAGGCACAAGUACUUGGGUCUGGAGGAGCGUGUCCUCAUACAGCUUGGCGAACUGGAGCAGUAUGUAGGCUCUCUGCAGAAAGUCUCCGCAGCGACACACCGAGUAGUGACCCUGAAGGAUUUGGAGGAGGGAGCGGUGACUCUGAGGAAGGUGGGAGAAUCUCUGGCAGGGCUCAAAGGAGAGUUCCCAGCCCUACAAACGAGAAUGCGGUCUGUGCUCAGGGUAGAAGUGGAAGCUGUCAAGUUUUUGAAGGAGGAGCCUCAUAAACUGGAUAGCAUGCUGAAAAGGGUCAAGAGCCUGACUGAUACACUUAGCAGUCUGAAAAGAUGUGCUACUGAGGGCCCUCAGAAAGGACCUGAUUCCAGUGCUAAUGUCCAAGUGGACAACAGCCCUUCAGCAGCAGCAGCAGCAGCAGAAGCCCUUGCAGAAGCUGGCUCCACAUCACCCCCGCUGGAGCCCCAGAGCUCCACUAUCAAAUCAGAGGUGAUGCCUGCCUCUCCGGUGGUCAUCCAUCAUGUCCAGAGCUCCCGGGUCCACAUACAACAGUCCCAGCAGUCUGCAGCCUUGACAGCUCAGCCGAGCCCACCGCUCACUCCCAGCCCCUCUCACACUCCCAGUCCCAACCCGAGCAAGAGUCAAGGCUGGGAAUCUCCCAACGCGGCAGCCUCUGAUCCACCGAGUCCUGCCCAUCAUAAGAAGACACAAGGGUACCCAAUGAAUAAUGGAAACGGCACAGGUCUUGUCAUAGAGGAGCUCCAGAACAGUCAGGACAAGAGCAAAAACAGAGCCAUGUGCAUAAAGGCAGCAGAGAAGGAGUGGGAAGAGAGGAGGCAGAACAUGGGUCAUUAUGAUGGAAAAGAGUUUGAAAAGAUCCUCCUGGAGGCCCAGGCCAACAUGAUGAAGGGCAUUCCCAGUCUGGAUGUGCAAGAGAACCCAGCACUUCACCCUGCUGCCACUGCAGAACAAGCAGACGUCCACAAGCCUGUGGAGUCACCGACAGAAGAACCCCUGUCUAAGCCUCAGUCUGAUGAAUCAGGCAAGAAGGGGCCUCAGAAACCUCCAAAUCCUGUGUUGGAGAAACCAGCCAAACCUGCACUGGAGAGACCCUCCAAGACUGCCACCAAGCCAGCUCUCACUGAAAGUUUUACAAAGCAGGGGACUGAAAAGUCCAUUAAGUCCCCACCACCACCUCCUCCAAGGAAGACCUACUCCAGCUCGAGCUCAGGUAUGACCACCACACGCUCUGGCGAAGUGGUCUACACCAGCAGGAAGGAGUCCAUCUCAGCACAGGAGGGUGAAGAGGACCCUCCACUUCCCAGUCCCCAACCCAAGCCCAACAAGGUGCCACCAGAGACCAAGCCGAAGCCAGCCACCCCUCCCCCCAUCUCUGCUUCUGUUACCAGAGAGGAGGAGGAUGAAGGGGACAAGAUCAUGGCAGAGCUCCAGGUAUUCCAGAAGUGCAAAGUUAAGGAUGUAGGGGUGAAAAAUUUGGUAGAACCCACCUCUCGAAUUGAACCGCAAAUCAGAGAAUUAAGACCAGGGGCCUUAUUGCCCCUCAAAGAGAAAAAGCAGAGCUCAGAGCCCACUCAAGAGGAUAAAGACCCAGACACAGAUGAAAAUGGGAAUACUACUGUUCGACAGAGCCAAGGGGUUAUAUACUAUGUGACUGGCCAGAUUCCCAAAGAGCCACCACCGUCAGGAACGGAGGAAACCCCCGAACGCCGAGAGCCCACACAACCUCCAUCACAGGUGUCAAAUGUCAAUGUUAAUGACAAUUCUCCAAGCCAGCAGCAGCCGCCACUGUCUCCACCACCCAAAUCACCCCCACCUAUAUCACCUAAACCUGUGGGACUGAAAGGAUUCAAACUUCCAAGGAAGCAAGUUAAACGCUCCGAAUCCUUGAAGACCAGUGCAGAAAUGGAGAAGGGGAAAAUACUCAAUAAAAUUAACACUGAAAAGAAAAGUAAAGUCAUCCAGCGACAUGUUUCAACAAGUGAGAAUAUAAUACCUGAGCCUGUGGCAAUCACAACAACCAGUACUAUAAGAGAGGUGCCUAAAGGUUCUGUGGCUCUUAGUGAGGACAUUGAUCCACCUAAAGCUAACUGUGAGGAGGGGAAUGAGGAGGCUAGUCUUAGUCCUGACUUACCUGGAGAGGAGGCACCUCCACCCCCUGACAACAUAGCAUUUAUGAUCACUAACACCAAAGUCCAGGCCCUGUCCUGUGGCGAGUACCAAGAACUGGUUAAUGCCAAGAAAGGAAGUGUCCAGACUGUUACUGUGGGUAGCGCCACCUACCAAGGGAACAGCACAGCGGAUCCCAAUGGGCUACAGGAUAAUGGCUUUAACAAGAAGCCUGUCAUCAUCAUUUUUGACGAGCCCAUGGACAUCCGUUCAGCGUACAAGCGCCUGUCCACCGUCUUUGAAUGUGAGGAGGAACUGGACAGAAUGCUCGCAGCAGAGUGCAUCGAGGAGGAGAGUGAGGAGUCGGACACGGAGAGGAGUGGUGGGCCGCAGGUUAAAGCGGGAGGGACUGAGGUGGUUGAUGGCAUAAAUGUCAUCACGUCACAGGUCACUGCAGAUCCCUUUGAAAUAUCACCCUCAUCUUCAUCUUCAAUCUCGGAGUCAAAUGGUGACGCCAAGCAAGAUGUUAAGAAGAAGUUCAAGUUUAAGUUCCCUAAGAAACAGCUGGCCGCACUGACCCAGGCAAUUCGCACGGGCACCAAGUCAGGCAAGAAGACCUUACAGGUGGUUGUGUAUGAAGAUGAGGAGGAACCUGACGGUACUGUCAAGCAGCACAAAGAAGCAAAGAGAUAUGAGAUCACACGUUCAAAAUCCUUGGCAGACGCUCCCAAGGCAACCGGCUCAGUCGCGCUGAAGAGGCAGAAUUCCGACUCCCUCUACAGGACUGAUGAGAUCCGGAAGAACACCUACAAGACACUGGACAGCUUGGAGCAGACCAUCAAGCAGCUGGAGACCACUAUCAGUGAGAUGGGACCAUGCUCCCCUGGGGAGCCAGUCUGCACAGAGGAAGCUAAAGCAGGGAAUGGGAAAAGCUCAGAAGGAGUGGGGCUAAAGAGGUCUUCCUCUCUCCCUACCUCCAGAGCGUCAGGCCCUAAGGUACCCAGCAAAAACUUUUUGCAGAAAAAGCCAAAACCUCAGCUCCUUCCUCGCCCUGUAGUCAUCCCUACUACCACCACCACCACCACCACCGUCCCCAGUGUCCCCAGCACCGUACAACAGAUCCCAUUGCAGAACACCAGUGUCGCUUCCCCUACUAGUCGGAUGCCCGUCCCUUUGUCUGCGAAGUCCAGGCAGUCGCCGGGUACUACUGACAAAGCAGGAAAACAGCAAAAACUGCAGGACGCUCAGAGGCAGUUCCGACAGGCUAACGGAAGUGCUAAAAGAGUGGGAGGGGAUCAUAAAACCACUUCCCCUACUAUACCCACCUCUAAAAUCCCUGCUUUUUAUCCUAGCUCUACUAAAGGCAGCUCCCAGUCUGCACCAAACUCAGAUGCUACUAAUCCCAAUAACUCUUCCUCCUCCUCCUCCUCCUCCUCUUCCUCCUCUGUGACAAAGUCAUCCCUCCUGUCCUUUCACACUCCUCGUUCCGGUUCCCAACCCUCCUCCCACAUCCCUUCCCUGUCUAACGGAUCCCUCAAACUCCCCACACCCUCACAGCACACAGGUAAAGCUCUCUCGUUCUCCUCGCAGACUCAAAAUGGUCGAGUGCACUCCUCCUCUUCAUUCUCCUCCUCAUCCUCCUCCCCCUCCCCUCUGUCGCCCACACCUUUGGGCCCAGGUGGAAAGAGCAUCCGCACCAUACACACCCCCAGCUUCACCAGCUACAGGUCCCACAACGGCAGCAGCGGCAAAUCCUGCAUCCCAACAGCCACAGCAGCUAAGGACACUAUCUAGCCUCAUUAUUGCCCCUCUGGCUUUACCGCAUAGCAGGUAGAGCUGGUCAUGUUUGAUUAUGUAUUGUUUUGGUUUGCUGUUUUUCUUUCUGUUUUUGAACGUUUUUGUAAAAGUAUUAAGUGAUGCACACCCCCACUUCAUAUUUUAUUUGACACUGACAUUCUCACACCAAUGUUUAUUACCUAUAAGUUGGAUUUUUCAGUUUUUAAAUUACUUACUUAGAUUCUCAUUCUUUUUUGGUGGUGUACCAGGUGUUCUGACAAAAUAUUUUAUUAAAAAACAUUGUACUUUUACCACUUUGUAGUUGAAGUGGAAGGCUCUCAUGGUGUUGGAAAUCUAUUUUUCUUGCUGUAGCUAGGAAUAGGGAGUAUAGAGUUGAUGUACAAUCACAAAGUACCAUGUAAAAAUGUUGUUUUAUUUUUCAAACAAGAGAUUGAAAAACCAUAGUAUAUUUAAUCGUCUAUAUUUCUUAUGUUGCCACACAUUCAACACAGCCCUUGUAAAUGCCUUGUAUGAGUGUAUACAUAAUGUAUACAGACAUUUUAAAGUUUAAUUCAUUGUUAACUUCUGUUUUCCAAGGGAAUUUCCUUAUUUUUCACACUCAUAUGUAAAGCUGGUAUGAUAAAUAACACACAUUUUCAUUUUAGUGUGCCUAUUUGCCAAAGUUGUAGUACAAUGACUCACUUCAGGCCUAAUUCAGUCACAAGAUUUAGGGGAGUUUACAUGCACUCUCUUGGUGUCAUGGCUGAAGUAUUGACCUCAGUGUUUGCACUGCUGGUCUUGGUUUGUUAAGUUAACAUAUGUUGUUGUCUAAAUGUAAACUGUACUAAAAAAGUGAAUCAGUUCUACCACAUGUACAUAGAUGCUUCUACUAAGAAAAUAAGUAGUUUUGUUAACAUACCAAAGUUUAUUUGUAUGCAUGCCUUUCAAAUACUUUAGGAGAGUGGUAAAAGAAGAAUUAUGUUUGCACAGAUAGAUUUUGUAAAUAUCUGGUUUUCUCUCAUUUUUGUAAAGCUUUAAAUCAUACUAUAAAGGAGCAAUGUGGUUAAGACAAAAACUGUGUUGGAGUAGCAAAAAUAAAGACUUGCAUGCUUGUAAUGCAAUGAGCUU